GGCGUGGUGCGUGUCGGUUGAGUUUGUUUUCUCUUGAAACCGAGGCAGAAAGUUAGCGAAGCUCAGCCCCGCCCCCACCGGAGAGACAACAGAGCGGCCAUGGCGGCCGUCCGCCCCAGUCUGUGGCUCUUUGUUUUGGGUUGUUUGGUGUUGAACGGCUCCAUUGCUGACAAGAGAGAUCCAGAAUGUUCACAUUUUACAAAUACAUCUUGUGAGCGGUGCUUGGAAAAUGUCAGUUGUCUCUGGUGUUUUUCUGACGAGAGCUGUGUGAAAUAUCCUGUUGGGAACAUAAUUCCUCCAAGUUCAGUAUGUCCCUUACGCGAAGCUCGCUGGGGAGUCUGCUGGAUGAACUUUGAAUCCUUGAUUAUUGCCAUGUCUGUAGUUGGAGGACUCAUACUGCUGCCCUUGAUAUGUUGCUGCUGCUACUGUUGCUGCAAGAAGAAAUUCCGCGGUUCUAACCAGGAUGAAGAGCGAUGGGCCAAGCAGCAAGAGGAUAGAAAGCGUCGCAACGAGGAACGAAAGGCUGAAAGAAAAAUGCAAUAUGAUGAAAUUCGCAGGAAGUAUGGUCUCCUUCAGAAUUCUGAGCAGCCUUACAACAAAUUUGAGAACGAAUGAAGAGAUUCAAAGUUUCUAUGAUUUUUUAAAUGUGAUUUACAGCAAUUAUUUCCAUCUGAUAUUCAAAGCUUGUUAUUUUUCAUGUUAAAACAUUCCUAUCUACUAUUCAUAUUAACACUGAGUUAUAGAAUAAGCCACUUUUUACUCCAUUCCUCAAUACAAUUUAUAAAUGUACAAUCUAGAAUAAGUGCCUUGAAUUUCUAACUGACUGCCAGUAUAGCGAUGCCAAAUUGUGUGGUUUUUUUACGUUGAUGCUGUAUAUUACAUUUAAUUACUUAGCACCAAGUCGUGAAAAUUGUGCUUUUAUAUGGAGACCAAUGAAAGUUUUGCCUUAUCUGGAUAACCACAUGUACCUUAUCUAUAUAGUGUUGGUAAUGGAGGGAAGAAAUUAAAUGGUAACAUUUUUUUAGACUCUGAAUGUAAAUCGUAAUUUGAGAUUGUUUUAAAGCAUUAGCAUUGUAUUCCAGAAUGUUGCACUUGACUUAACUGAAAAUUAUUUUGAAUACAACCAGCAUAUGUGUUAGUGAGUAUAAUGUCUUGUAUUUACAAAAAACUGCGACCAUUUACAAUUGUGUUGGUAUGUCCUUGAUGUUCUGAAGUGGCAAAGUAUAGGUUGUUACACAUAUAGGUAUUAUGUUCUUUACAUACUGCGCAUGGAUUUAGCUUUGCUUCAGGGUAUUGCUGGUAGAUACCCCAAAUUCAACAAUAUCCUAAUUAAGAUUUUCAAUCCCAGAAGAUUUCUUUUUGUAACAUCUUCAAAGUUGUGUAGGUGAUGGUGAAAAGGGUAUGUUCUUCAGGAGUUAAAUACACUGUAAAUCCAAUGACAAAUUAUAUAUUUUGCUCUGAUUUUUGUUUAGUUUUGCAAUACAAUUAAUAAGGACAGGUAUACUUAUCCUUUUAUUGGUGAUAUCAGUUUAAAUAAAAAGCCAAAUUAAUUGAGAAAUGUGAUCAGUUCUAUGUAAUGUCAUCUGAACUUUCUGCAUUUAAUUUUCAAAUCUACCUGGUUUAUACUUGUAUUGUUUCCUGCUCUCUUUGAUGCGAUCAUUAAAAUAAAUGCAUACAAAAUA
Molecule: messenger RNA, 1682 nt
Organism: Callorhinchus milii (elephant shark)
Lineage: Eukaryota; Metazoa; Chordata; Chondrichthyes; Chimaeriformes; Callorhinchidae
Product: pituitary tumor-transforming gene 1 protein-interacting protein
Exons: 7
Coding region: 100-615 (171 amino acids)
Biological process (GO): protein import into nucleus
Cellular component (GO): nucleus; cytoplasm
Source: RefSeq, a predicted model, not a curated record